This is a messenger RNA of Nannospalax galili (Upper Galilee mountains blind mole rat), 2842 nucleotides long. RefSeq names its product interleukin 1 receptor associated kinase 2 (gene Irak2). Lineage: Eukaryota; Metazoa; Chordata; Mammalia; Rodentia; Spalacidae. Gene Ontology annotation, molecular function: protein kinase activity; ATP binding; protein binding. The record is from RefSeq and is a predicted model, not a curated record. The transcript is spliced from 14 exons. The coding region runs from base 61 to 2022 and encodes 653 amino acids. Gene Ontology annotation, biological process: intracellular signal transduction; interleukin-1-mediated signaling pathway; protein phosphorylation. Gene Ontology annotation, cellular component: plasma membrane; cytoplasm; nucleus.
CUUUCUAGGGAAGCCGCGGCCCUGGCCCAGGACCUCAGUCGCUGCACUGCGCUGCCCGCCAUGGCCUGCUACAUCUACCAGCUGCCCUCUUGGGUUCUGGACGACCUGUGCCGCAACAUGGACACGCUCAGCGAGUGGGACUGGAUGCAAUUCGCCUCCUAUGUGAUCACAGAUCUAACACAGCUGCGCAAGAUCAAGUCCAUGGAGCGGGUGCAGGGCGUGAGCAUCACCCGGGAGCUGCUGUGGUGGUGGGCCAUGCGGCAGGCCACUGUCCAGCAGCUGGUGGACCUCCUGUGCCGCCUGGAGCUCUACCGUGCAGCACAGAUCAUCCUGAGCUGGAAGCCUGUUCCUGAGAGCUUACCCCUUCUCCCAGCCAUCCCAGAGGCUGUGAGGCCAGGGCCUGAGGCCAUUUCUGGAAGAAGCUCCAAGGAUGAACCAGAAAAGUGCCAGCCUGUGGGGCCGGGCUCCUCUCUAGACACAGGGUCUGCUGUAGCCAGGGCCCAGCAGCAGGCCUUGUAUCCACUUCCAUUCAAGGAGGAUGGCCCCUGCUCCUUGAAAACUGACUUCCACGCCUCUUUGGAUUCUAAGGACUGCAGCACCUCUGUCCCCAAGCAGGAAAAGUUUGUGAACUUGACUGGAGAUAGGCUUUCCUGGAGUGAGGAGGAUGUGAUCCAAGCCACAAAUGACUUUGACCAAAGCCACAGAAUCAGUGAGGGGACCUUUGCUGACAUCUACCAGGGACAAAGGCAUGGGUUGGCGUUCGUCUUCAAGAAGCUCAAGGAGGCAGCCUACUCCAGUCCAGGGUCAGUGGACAGAUUCCUGAAGGUGGAGAUGGAGCUCUGUCUCAGGUGCUGCCACCCUAACAUCUUGCCCCUGUUGGGCUUCUGUACUGGAAGAUUCCACAGCCUCAUCUACCCUUACAUGGCAAAUGGCUCUCUGCAGGACAGACUCCAGGCUCAGGGUGGCUCAGACCUGUUGCCUUGGCCCCAGCGUGCCAGCAUCUGCUCAGGGCUGCUUCGUGCUGUUGAGCACCUGCACAGCCUGGAGAUUAUCCACAGCAACAUUAAGAGCGCCAAUGUUUUGCUGGACCAGCAUUUCACCCCAAAGCUGGCUCAUCCAGUGGCUCACCCGUGUCCUAUUGACAGAAGGUCAAAGUAUACUAUGAUGAAGACCAACCUGUUCCAGGCCUCAGCUGCAUAUCUCCCAGAAAACUUCAUCAGAGUGGGGCAGCUGACCAAGCAAGUGGACAUCUUCAGCUGUGGAAUUGUCUUAGCUGAGGUUCUCACUGGCAUCUCUGCGAUGGACAGGGACCGCAGCCCAGUGUACCUGAAGGAUUUGCUUCUAAGUGAGAUUCCUAGCAGCACCACCUCCCUCUGCUCCAGGAAGACAGGUGUGGAAAAUGUGGUGGUGAAGGAGAUCUGCCAGAACCAUAUAGAGAAGAGGGCAGGGCCAUUGCCAGAGCCCUGUGCAGAGGCCUGGGCCACUGCCAUCUGCCUCUGCCUACGGAGGCGCAAUGCCAGCCUGGAAGAGGCACAAGUCUCCAUGGCUGAGGUGGAGGAGCGGCUCCAGGGUCAGCCAUCUCUUCUUCCUUGGAGCAGGCUUUCUGAGGGCAUGGGCUCAUCUUCUAAUACCCCAGAGGAAACAGAUGACGUUGACAAUUCCAGCCUCUGUGUCUCCUCUUUGAUGAUGCUAGAGGCUUCUGCAAGGGCUGCCUCCUGUCCACUCCCUGUGGAGAAUAGAACUGGUCUGCCACCAACCAGUGGAGGACCAGAGGCUGAUUCUUCCUCAGACACCUGUGGAGGCAGGCAGCCACUUCAGGAUGGGUCUCCCUGGGCGAGACUCGCUAUGUACACCAGGCUGGCCUCGAUCUCACAGAGAUCCCUCUGCCUCCCAAGUGCUGGGAUUGAAGCUACAGAGACUUCAUGGAAAAUUGAGAUCAAUGAGGCCAAAAGAAAGCUGAUGGAGAACAUUCUGCUCUACAAAGAAGAUAAACUGGACAGCAUUGAGCUUUUUGGCUCCUGAUGACCAGAGCAUAGCUGAGGAUCCUUGUCUUCAGUUAGAUAGACAAGUGUCCAGUCAAGGAAAAGGACUGGGGCAGUCCAAGGUCUGCCAAGAACCAUAUAACCCAAACACCAGCUUGCACUGAUGGAACGGAAGGACACUUCCAUUUCAUCAGAGUUAGGGGAGAGGGGACUUCAAUUUAUAUAGGCCCCAAAAAUCCAGGAAGUGCAGAAGGCAUGGACUCAGGAUGUGGGUGGUUUUGUGGUUUUGUGGAGCCUGUGACGAUCACCACCCCAAGAGAUGCUGUUGCCCCUCACCAAUCAACAACUAGCAGAGAAAUCCUGUAGUGCUCAUGGUGUUUUCCAGAGUACCAUCUGUGAGUCACAUUUGAUCAGCUGCCUGUAAACUUCCAUAUUUUGAAAGACCUUCAGCUGGUGGCCCAGUGCAAUUCUGGACUCACCUCCUAAGUUCAGUUACCAACACCAGACACAUGGUAAAGAACUAUUUCCUACUUCUUCAGUUGGUAAUCUUGUUGCUCAGCACCCUCCUCUUUCUAUCCCACCAGUUUACCUGUUUCUAAUGGAGACUCUGAGAGUGUGUUAUUUCCGAGCUGAAUGAAGAAUCACAAGUACUUGUCUCAUGUCUGAUUCUGCUGCUAAUAAAGUCAAUCAUUUAAUGUGUGGGAUCCCAGUGUCCCUGUAAGAUAACCCCUGCUCAUCCUCCCUGCCUCACCUCUUGGGAGAAAAGGUGCAAUGGUUAUAGAAGCACUUUGAAAAUGUAAUUGUCCUGUUUUAUUAAAAAAAAAAAAGAUCAUAGUUCUGCUGUGUAGAUAAUAUUCAUG